Dermatophagoides farinae (American house dust mite) is the source of this 2341-nucleotide messenger RNA. RefSeq names its product sodium- and chloride-dependent glycine transporter 1. NCBI's taxonomy places the organism in Eukaryota, Metazoa, Arthropoda, Arachnida, Sarcoptiformes, Pyroglyphidae. Gene Ontology annotation, molecular function: L-amino acid transmembrane transporter activity; amino acid:sodium symporter activity. Gene Ontology annotation, biological process: amino acid import across plasma membrane; nitrogen compound transport; sodium ion transmembrane transport. The record is from RefSeq and is a predicted model, not a curated record. Gene Ontology annotation, cellular component: plasma membrane.
UUUUUUCUCGCCACUUUGUUCUUUAUUUUGGAUCUUUGAAAUCAUCAAAAAAAUGUCGAUCAAAAAUAUUGAUUCAAGUGACCGGCAUAUUUUGCCAAAUGGACAUCAUAAUAAUAAUAAUGAUGAUGAUGAUGAUGGUAAAGAUUCAAUUAUUGAGGAAAAAAAAUUACAACAAUCUGACGAUGAUACGGAACAACAACAACAACGCGAUCAAUGGGGUGGACAGGUGGAAUUCCUGUUGGCUUGUCUGGGAAAUGCCGUCGGUUUGGGCAAUUGUUGGCGAUUUCCAUAUUUAUGUUACAAAAAUGGAGGCGGUGCCUUUCUUUUACCAUAUCUAAUCUGUUGUCUAGUAAUUGGUUUGCCAUUAUUUUUAAUUGAAUUGGGUUUGGGACAAUUUUCCGCUAUGGGUCCAGGACAAUUAUGGGCCAAUCUGUCACCAUUGUUUCGUGGUGUUGGUCUAGCAUCGAUUAUUUCAUCAGCUAUUGUUGCCAUCUAUUAUAAUAUGAUCAUUGCAUGGACAUUGUUUUAUUUUGUUGAAUCAUUUUUUGGUCAAAAUUGGCAACGAUGUACAAAUGAAUUUAACACUGAAAAUUGUUUCUCCAUACUCAACAAUAAUAAUAAUAUCACUACAAAUCGAUUUAAUUUCACCAAUACAAAUGUCGAUGUUGUUUUUUCUAAUCAUUCCAUUUCAUCAACUGAAGAAUUUUUCAACAAUUAUGUUCUAAUAAAAUCCAAUGGUAUUGACGAUAUGAAUGAAAUGAAUUGGAAAUUAGUUGCAGCAUUAUUCAUUUCAUGGUGUAUAGUUGCAUUGGCAUUAAUUAAAGGCAUACAAUCAUCCGGUAAAGUUGUUUAUUUUACGGCCACAUUUCCAUAUGUUAUUUUGGCAAUAUUAUUGGCACGUGGCAUUACAUUACCCGGUUCAUAUGAUGGUUUACAUUAUUAUCUAAUGCCUAAUUGGAAACGAAUCUAUGAUGUUGAUGUUUGGCGUGAUGCAGCCGUACAGGUAUUUUAUAGUUUUGGUAUUGGCGGCGGUGGUAUGAUAACAUAUGCUUCAUAUAAUCGUUUCCAUAACCCGGUGACUAAACAUGCAUUAUUGGUUGGUAUUGGAGAUUUUGCUACAUCGAUAUUCUGUGGUGCCGUUGUAUUCACCAUGAUUGGUUAUAUGGCAUCAGCAUUAAAUAAACCAAUCGAACAGAUUGUACAAGAUGGAGCUGGCUUAGCAUUUAUUGUCAUACCCGAAGGCCUUUCCCGGAUGCCAAUAUCAUUAUUAUGGUCGGUACUAUUUUUUACCAUGUUAUUUCUAUUGGGUAUCGAUUCACAAUUUGCCAUGGUCGAAACGGUCAUCACUUAUCUAUUUGAUGACAUUCGAUCCAAAAAACUUAAAGUCAACAAACCAUUGAUUGUUAUAUUGACAUCUAUUGUUUGGUUUCUAUUUGGUUUACCAUUAUGUACGAAUGCUGGUAUCUAUAUUUUUACCAUUAUGGAUGAAUAUUCUAUUGGUAUACCAUGUCUUGUGAUUGGUCUUUUGGAAAUUUUUAUCGUCACUUAUAUUUAUGGAAUUGAUAUAUUUUUCGAUAAUCUAGAAAAGAUGACUAAAUGGAAACCAAAAAUAUUGUUACAAUCACAUCUAGUCAUAAUGAUCACUGUUAUUGCACCGGGUGUAAUGUUGUGGAUAUUAGUGAAACAAUUGUUCGAAACACCAGCAUUAAAUUAUGGUUCAUAUCAAUAUCCAUAUUGGGCCAUUUGGAUUGGCUGGUCAUUUGCAUUAUUAUCGAUCAUUGCCAUACCAUUGAUGAUGAUUAAAGAAUCGUUACUAGUAUUAUUUUCGAAUAAAUAUUCGAAAAAAACAAUCAAUCAAAAAUUACGAAUGCUUAUCAAACCAACUGGUAAAUGGUGGAAUAACUAUAAUCAUAUGCAUAAAAAUGAAUCAUUUUAUGAUGAUACAAUCAUGAAUAAUGUCCAUAAUAAUAACAAUAAUCAAAUAUCAACGACAGAUAGUUUUGAUUUAAUGAUACAAUCAGCAUCGAAUGAAACAAUUAAUGAAAUUCCAACGAAAAUAAUUUCUACAAAACCAAUAAAUGGACGUAUCAAUCAUGCAGCAACUAUUAAUGAUGAAUGAAUGAAUCAGUUCAGCAUUCGAACAUCUGAAAGAAUUUUCAUCAAUCACAAACAAUUAUUGGACAUUCCAUCGUCAUCAUCAUCAUCAUCAUCAUUUUCAUCAUAAACAUUAAAUUUAAAUUGACAAAUUUUAUCAAAUGACCAAAUUUCUAAGUUAAAUGUAAAGAAAUUGAAUGAAAAAAAAUGAAUUAAAUUAUUAAAAUCAAUAUUACGAAAUCUUCAA